GACAUCCUGUGAUUCAGACUUGGAUGGGAAGACUGUUGUCACCCUGAGUGUGCAGAAGUGGAAUGCAUGAUAUCAUUUGGAAAUUGACUGAAGAAUCUCCAUACAAUUCAAUAUGGCAUCACAGCAGUCAUCUGCAUCAACAGAGGAGCAGGCUUCCUCUGAAAUAGAUGAUCUCCAUCUAACGCUGCAAGUCCAGCGAGAGUUUACACAGAAGAAAACCUUCACUAGUUGGAUAAAUUCAAUAUUGGCAAAGCAUACCCCUCCUUAUGUUGUCUCAGACCUGUAUACAGACAUACAGCAAGGACAUCUGCUUCUGGAUCUGUUGGAAGUGCUUUCAGGUCAACAUCUGCCACGGGAAAAAGGAUUUAAUACCUUCCAAUGUAGAAGUAAUAUAGAAAAUGCUUUGACAUUUUUAAAGAGCAGAUCACUGAAGCUCAUAAAUAUUCAUGUAGCUGACAUUAUUGAAGGAAAACCUUCCAUUGUGCUUGGCCUAAUCUGGACCAUUAUAUUUCAUUUUCAUAUUGAAGAACUGGCCAGGACACUUGCCUGUACCUACAAUCAGCCUUCACCUGAUUGUUCAAGUGCCAUUGACUCCUCUACAAAGGCAAGCAGACCAGCUAAAAAAAGUGCUAAAAUUAAGGAACGGUGGAAGAUGUCUGCUACAAAGGCUCUUUUGUUGUGGGCAAAAGAGCAGUGUUCGCUGCAUGGCUCUGUCAGUAUCACUGAUUUCAAGUCCAGCUGGCGAAGUGGACUGGCUUUUUUAGCCAUCAUCCAAACUUUGAGGCCAGGUCUGGUUGAUCUGGAGAAGGCAAAAGUGAGAACCAAUAAAGAAAACCUGAAAGAGGCUUUCAAAAUUGCAGAAGUGGAGCUGAACAUCCCACGGCUUCUGGAGCCUGAAGAUGUUGACGUUGUGAAUCCGGAUGAAAAAUCAAUCAUGACUUACGUGGCUCAGUUUUUGCAAUACUCCAAAAAUUUGCCUGAGUCUGAAGAAGACAUGCAGGAGAAAGUAAGACAGGCCAUGGGCUGGUUGGCUGCACAGGAGAAGAAGUUAGCAAAGCUGCUGGUAGAAACAGAAAAUGAAGCAUAUUACCAGAAGUACAAAGAAAUGAUGUCAUUUAUGGAAACAUUUAACCAAGAGAAAAUCCCCUUUAUGCCUGUGUUGUCAUCAAAAAGAGGUGAAGCUGAGCUGAGUGAAGGCCAGCAGCAGAUGAGGGAAGAGUGGGAUAAAGUGGUCGCUCAGAUUAAUGAGUGGAAAGUGAAGCUGGACCAGAUGUUGCCCUCCCCUCUGGAUAGCAUUGAGGCUUGGCUCCAGGAGGUGGAACGUCUGCAGGCAGAAGAUUUGCCUGAUCUGCAGGACCCGUUCAAAGCAAUGUCAGUCUUCAGAGAAAUAAUUGUAAUAUUUAAGGGCUUGAUGGAUUGUUUUGAUUCUCACUUGGACACCCUUCAGUCAUUUAAGAAUGAAGAUGAGAAGAAUAUGCCACUAGUCUUGCCUGAAAAAUUAGAGGAAAUGAAAAGAAGAUUUAGCAAUAUUCGUUCCACAAACCCCAGCACUUUUCUUGAAUACCACUAUGGACUGUGCUCAGCCAUUGCCAAUGAGGUGAAGUUAAAGCUAAAUAUUUGGGAUGUGAAAUAUGGGGCAAAAGAGUCCGUGGAAUCACUGCUGGAAAAUUGGAAUAAUUUCAUUGAAGAAAAGAAACUUGAAAAACAACUAGACACUGCUACUGUUAUCUGUGAAGACUUGAAAAACAUAAAUGGUCCUGACUUGGCUGGAGAUCCUCAAGAAAUCAACAAACUUUUGAAGACAGUGGAGUCAAAGAUUUCUACGUGCAAAGAGUACAUUUCCAAUGUAAACACCACCCUACAGAAAGUCCUGUCCUCUUGGAGUAAUUACACAGAAAAUAUCCACUUACUAAAGACAUGGCUGGAAGAAAACAGAAAUGAGGAUCCAAAAGAGAUCCCUGCUGAGAUCCUGGCAAAGAGGAAUUCAAUUCAUGGUUCCCUAAAUGAAGCUGGAAACUAUCUCAUUGAAGUCAGCAAAGAGCAAGUUGGAUCAAAUAUUGCCAAAGAGCUGAAGAAGCUGAACAGGAGAUGGGCAAAGUUCAUCAAGAAGACACACUUUCUUGGAGAAGAGAGCACAAAUGCUGCUGAAAAGACCACGGACCUUCCAGGGAGCCUGGAGAAAAUUGAAGAGCUCCUUGGAGGGGUGGACAGCUGGGCAGCAGAGAUGGGACGUCUGCUGAGCAAGAUCAGUCACCAGGAGCCUGUGGAACCUAAGAUGGAGGAGCAUUUGCAGAGUUUGGCUGCAAGAGGAUCCUCAUGUCAAGACCAGGUUGUGGCAGCAGAAGAGAUAUUGCAAUCCCUGAUGCAGAAUGUUUCAAGUCAGGUGUUUCAGCAGCAUUCUUGCACCACUGGGCUGGAGGCACGAAUUAAAGAAGCCAGAGACAAAGUAGAGGCUGUCAUGGGUGACCUGAACAACAUCUUGUCCAAAUCUGAGAAAAGGCCCUCAGAGAAGGAGGCUUUGCUCCAUUUUGAAGAAUCCCAGAAAGAACUUGAGGCCUCCAUUUCAAAGGCUGUGCAACUUGUCAGUCAAAAAUUAAAUCCUGAAGAAUGUAUUUCAAGAUAUGAGGAAGCUUUUAAUGCUCUGGACAAUAAAGUUCUUGACAAGUUUUUGAAAGCAGCUGAACAGCUGAAAAAUAUUUCAUCUGAUCAUGAGAAGCUUGUGGUGGAAGAUGAUGUUCGUAGGAGAUGGGAGGCAGUUCGUCAGGAAAUUGUAUCCUAUGUCCAGCUCAUGGUAGAAAGGGAAAAAAAGAAAUUUAAUGCAACUUUUAAAAAGAUCAAUAAGCAGUUAGGCAAAGAGAAGAAACUCCUAAGUAUGGAUAAAACCAAAGGGCUCAUCAAGGAACAUGAGGCCUUUUUUUCACAUGAAGGCAGCAUGAAGGAACUUAACAAGUCUUUGGAAGACCUUAAAGCAUUGUCAAGACUCUCAGAAGAAACUGUUCCAGGGAUACAGACACUCACUUCAGACUGUGAAAAAAGGCUUGAAAAGGUUCAACAAAUGGUGGCAGACACUUACACAGCACUACUGGCUCGUGUUGGAAAAGGACAAUCCCCUCAGAAAGGGAACUCCAUUAUGGCCUCUGAGAAUGGGGAAGAGUCUGGUUCCUCUCAGCAAAUUGACAGCCUUAUGGUACAGGAGACCUCAAGACCUGCUGCAGAUACAGUUUUGGAACCAGAUGUGAAACAUCACAAUGGAGAAAGCUGUACAAGCAAGUUUGAGGAAGAUGGUGAUCUGGCCAUACCAACUUUGUUAGAGAGCUUUAACACACAAAGAAGUAACCUGGAGGAACUUCUACAGCUCAGCAGAGAUAAAGUAGCAUCUGGCUUUACUGAUGAAAUAAAAGGCACUUCAUGCUUUCAGAAUAAGCUGCUUGAGCUACAGGUAGUAGACAGUGAAAUCAGUUCUGGUUGGAUACAGUUGGAAAACAUCUCAUCUGCCUUAGAAAAUCUUGUGGCUGAAGUGCAGCAGGCUGCUCUCUCUGAGGCGAGAAACAAGCUACAAGGCGAGUGGAAAGACCUUCAGGAUAUUAUAAGUACCAGAAUAAACUCUUUGAGGACUGCUUUGGAAAUUGUUUUGCCAACCGAAAAUGAAUCCAUCCUUCUCUGUGAAUUAGAUCAGAGGCUGAAGAAAAAGGACAUCCAGCAGUUUAAUCUGAUGAACAGUGACCUUGCUUAUAGGGAGCUGAAGGAGCUGCAGAGAUCCAUAUUAAAUCAGAUUGAAGUGUGCAAACAAUUGGAACACCUAGACAGUUCAGCAAGGGAUGAAUUUAAUCCAAUAGACCUGCAAGCUGCAAGCAAAAUUAUGAUUUACUAUCAAAACCAGCUUGAAGAAAUGAGCCAUAAAAUGCAGAUCCGUGAGACAGUUCUUAAAGAUCUGGAAGCUUUUAUGGCCUCCCUGAGGAAGAUCCAGUCUUCCAUCAAAUGUCUCUCAGAUCCCCCAGAUCAACCUGAAGUACGGGGAAAAGCUUUGAGAGAGGCUGCACAAGAAGUUUCUCAUAUGGCAGAAGAGGCAAAAUGCUUGGAUGAACGCCUGAAGACUGUUGAUAUCUGUUUGGAAGAUGCUGAAUGUGGUAGAAGGACUUGCUGUGAAAACCUUGUUCUGACUUUAUCUGAAGAGCUAAAUGUGAUUUAUGAUCCCCCAAGUGAGCAGGUGCUUACAGAAGAAAAAGACUUAUGCAAGACUUUUUCCAGAAAAAACGGUGAACUCCUUAAAAACAUUCAGGAUCUACGUGACAGAAUUAACAAAAUAGGCUUGAAGGAUCCAACAAUUCCAGCUAUUCAAAAAAGGAUAAAAUCAUUAACAGAAUUGGAAAAGGAAUUGGAUCGUGCUGCUGCUGAAAUGAAACCUAUGCAAGAAAUUGCUAAUAAGCUCCGACAGAUCGAUGAGGAGAAAGCAGAGGAAACAAAUGAGCAGUGCAGAGUUACAGAGAGGUUAUGGGAGGAUACAAAGCUUUUGCUUGCUGAAUGCCAGGAGCAGUGUGCAAGGGUUCUGGAGCUCCUGAAGCAGUAUCAAAGCUGCAAAACGAGUCUGACCAGCAUCAUCCAGAAACAGGAGCUUGUGCUUUCCCAGCAAACUUCUUACAUGGGGAAGGAAAAUUUGAACAGACUAAUAGCAAAGAUUGAAGAGGCAAAAGAGGAAUUUAAUGAUCACUCUGAAGAUGUAGACAAAAUAAAUCAGAUCUGCAAAAACCUGCAAUUCCAGCUGAAUAAAAUGAGAAGCUUUGAGGAGCCUCCGUUCGAGAAUGAGGCUAACAUUAUUGUGGACAGAUGGCUGGAUAUCAAUGAAAAGACUGAAAACUAUUGUGAUAAUUUGGGAAGAGCUCAGGCUUUGUGGGACAAACUCCUGAGCUUAUCUGGCACAAUCGAUGCUUGGGCAAAUGCAGAGCUCAAGAAUGCAGAAGACCAUUACCUGACUGAGGAGGACCUCACUCAGCUGAAGGCAUGCUUACGAGUCCAAGAGCAGAAGCUCCAAAAAUUUGACAACACAGUGGCUGAGAUAGAAGAACUUCUGAAUAGUAAUGAACCUCCAUUGGAGCUACAGGUCAUCAGAUCAUCUGUUGUGCAAAAAAUGGAGCUGAUAAAAGAGCUCUUGUCAGCCAAGCGAGGGACCAGUGAACUCACCGUGAAUACAGCAGAGCUGAAGGGAGACCUUGAUCUGGCCAAGACACAAAUUGGAAUGACUGAAUCUCUUCUUAAAGCUUUAUCUCCUUCAGACACCUUAGAGAUCUUUACCAAACUAGAGGAGAUACACCAGAAAAUUCUGCAGCAAGAGCACCUUGUGGCAUUACUCCAGGAAGAGACAGAUUGUCCUGAUGUGGAUGAAUUAAACAAGCAGCUUAAAUGUGUCACUGAUUUAUUUAAUAACAAGAAACAUGUGCUUCAAGAUCACUUUAUGGGUGUUUUGAAUCGUCAGUGCAAGAAUUUUAAUGACUGGUUCAGCAGCACUCAGCUGUCUCUGAAGGACUGCUUUGAGCCCUCAGAAACAAAACCCAUACUGGAAGAAAGACUACAGAGGCUAAAGCACUUCCUAACAUCUGAAGGCAGAGAUAGAGACAUCCAAGAGGUUAAAGCUUUAUUGAAUAAAGUGAAGCCUUACUUGCCCAAAGCAAGCAUUAACCACCUCAACAGUCGUGUGAGAGAUCAAGAGGCAGAACUACAAAGGUUGAUCUCCAAAUGCCAGAAACGGGAGAAGGAGCUUGGUGCCUCUCUCCAGCAGCUCAGUAGCCUUGAAGAAAGCAGCAUGGCGUUGGAAGAAUGGCUCUCUGCUCAGGAGGAGAAAGUGAAAGAGAUCAAUAAAGAUGAUACAGAACUUGAAAAUGUCUAUAAAACAUUGUUAAUGCAGAGGAAACCAUUUGACUCCCUGGCUCAGCUAUCAAAUUCCUUGAGGGAGGCUGGGUUGGCAGAAUAUGAAACCCUUUCUGAGGCCAGUAGUCUUAUUAGUAGGUACCAUGCACUGAUAACACGUGUCAGUGAAAUGGCAGGGAAUACUGAGAGACUUCCAGUGGAAGGACAGAAUUUUGAAGGCCUUGCCCAGGAUGUUUCUUGCUGGAUCAAAAAGCUUGAGGAGGCUCUCAAUAAAAUGAGUUCACAAGGAAGUGAGUUGCCAUCAGAUGAAAGGAUUAUUCAGAUAAAGGAAAUCACAAAUCUCAGAGAUGAAGGUGAGGCCAAAAUACAGAGCAUGGUGGCUCUAGGAGAAACUAUAUUGAGAAAUGAGGAAAAUAAGAAGCCAGAGGUUCAGCAGACUAUUUCUGAGCUCCAGAAAAAGUGGGAAAACAUCUGUCAGAUGGCCACUGAAUUUAGCAGCCCUCAAGAGCAACUUCAGUGUAACAGGGAGCAAUAUGACCAAAGCAAAGAAGAUCUGAAACAGGCUCUAAUGGAACUGGAGAAACAGCAAAAGGAGAUUUUUGCCCUUCAGCCUGGUUUGGAGGAGAAGCAAGCUCAGCUGGCAAACUAUGCUGACCUCCUGCAGAAAACAGAAGCCUUGACUUCCCAGUUUAGCAAAUUGAAAAGCCAGAAGGAGCAUCUACAGGGCCACACUGUCGAUCCCUGCUUCACAGAGGCAGAAUGGUCAGAAUUAAAACACCAACAUGAAAAUCUGCUCAGCCAGCUCCAGACAUGGGAAAGCCCUGUUCAAGAGCACCAGCAGGUUCAGGAUACAGUAACAGGCCUGAGCACUGAGCUGAAAACUGUCUCUGAGAAGCUGUCUGAGUGUGAUGGUCCAGCAACAGAACAACCAUCAGCUGAGCAAAAUCAGUUGAAAUCACAGGAACAACAGGGACCACUUAGCCGAUGUGAAGACUCUGUAAAGAAAAGUUUGGUUUUAACAGAAACUGUUAAACAAAACACCUCUUCACCAGAACAGGAUUUUAUUAAGGAUGAGAUUGAAACACUUCAAAGUGAACACAAAAAUCUGGAAGAAAGACUUGAAAAUGUCAAGCAAAAGAAGGAAAACAUUUUCAGUGAAGCCCUUGAGUUAAAAGAUGAGUUUGAUAAUGAAACACAAAAGGAAGAUAAGGCAGAUACCGUGCUGAAGAGAGAGACACAGAUCACUUCUGAUACUCAAAUCUCUGGAAGGGAGGCCCCCACAGCAGUGGAGCUGAAAAAGCCUUUGGAAAUGAGUGAUGGUCAAGAUGUAAAUGGAAAUAUGUCUGAGAAAGACAAUGCUCCAGUUUUGGAGGAAAGCAGUGUAUUGUCAGACAGCCCAUUACAGGACAUCCAUCACAGCAAAGAGAGAUUGGGGCAGGCUAUUCAGGGAGAGACUGAUAAGGAGAGCCCACAUAUGGAUAAACCUGACAGGACCCAAGAGGAUGUUCUGGACAGUGCAGUUCUGGGUGGUAAAGCAGAACUGGAAAGACAUCAGGAUGGUGUUGCUAUUGAAGGUGAUCAAUCUAGGGAGAAAACCCAUCCAGCACAGGAGGAACCUAGUGAUGUGGAGAAGCAGUCAUAUAGAGAAGAUGGGGGGCAGGUUCAACAGAAGCUGUGCCAGAAAGGUCAAGUUCUGGAAUCUGCAGCAGCUGAGAAAGAUGGUCUGGGGUCGAAUCCCCCAGCUCCUGCACAUGAGGACACAGGUGCAGAAGUGGUUGUCCAGAAGGAACUGUUUCCCAGAGUGCAAGUAAACAAUGAAUAUUUUGAAGAGGAACAAAAGGUCAAUGAGCUGAAAAAUGAAGUGGCUGAACUGGAUAUGGUGCUUAUAAAUGAGCAACUAAAAGAGCUGGAGAACUUAAAAACUGAGCUGGAAACGUGGAAAGCAAAGUCUCUGUGCCAUAGUGAAGAACCAAUUCCCAGUGGAACAGGAUCAAACAGAGCAGAGCUGCAAGCCACGGAGGCUGUGGUGCCCUGCUGGGACAGGCUGCUCCAGGAACUGGAAGCUGUUAAAGCAGUGAAGCAGCAACAGUGCUGUUUAAUUAAUGAAUACCAGAAAAAUCUUGCUGCUGCACAGUCCUCCAUGAAAAAUUUGUCAACAGAAAAAGAUAACAUAAAAAUGGGGCCUAUGAACAACACAGUUCUUUUGGAGAAAAUUAAGGCAUGCAUAGAGUCCUUACGAAAAGAAAGAGAUGUCUUAAACAAGUUGCAAAGUCAGCAAGAAGUUUUAUCUCAGCAUUUGACAUGCAUGGAUAAAGUGUUGACAGAGAGCCAAAUGAGGCAGCUGGAGCACUGGUGGCAGCACAUGGAACAAGCAGUGCAAAAGAAACAUGAUCAGGUUGUGGCAGAAAUCGAUGAAUUUCACCUGCUUAUGAAUAAAGCACGGGAUAUUCAGAGGCUGAUACAAGAACAAUAUUUACAAGCAGAGUUACAUUCCUCAGCUGCAGGAAAAGCCAAAGACCCUCUAAUUUGGACCACAGAGCUACAGGACAUUAAACAUGGUCUUUCUCUAUUAAAAAGAAGGAUUGAGCUGCAGAUGAAAAGAAUUUGGAGUGAUCAAGAGAAGGUUGCUUUGGAGAACUCCAUACAGGAUUUGCAGAGCAAACUGGAAGCAUUAUCAGCACAACAAACUCCUCAAGAGGAUACUCAGACCACUGGUCCUGCUCUCAUGAAACAUGAAAUGAUGAAGAGGCUUAAAGAAAAUAUUUCCUGGGUCAAAGAUUCACUGUCUCACCUUGAUCAGAAAGCAGCACUUUUCCCCAGUGAUGUCAAAUCACAGAUCAGAAAUUGUCAGCUUAUGAACACAGAUAUCCUAAACAGAGAACCUGUGAUUGUAUCCCUGGAUUAUGGGCUCCAGCACGUCCUUCCCAGCUUGGAGCCAGAGGAGGUCUCUGAUAUGACCUUCCUUUUACAAACACUGAAGAAUUCAUACAAGGCUCUUGUUUUAAAAUCUGCUCAAAGGUUGCAGCACUUGGAGCUCCAGCUGGAGGAGAGGCAAAGACUCACUGCAGAAAUAGACAAAGUUCACUCUCAGCUUUGCAAAGCCGAGCUGAUGGCCAGGCCUGACCCACAGCAAACCAGCACAUGCUCAGAGCUGGAAGGCCAACAAGCCAUUCUAAAGGAGAUGCUGAAGGACAUACAGGAAAUAGAGGGGCUUAUCUCAUCCUACCAUAAAGAGAGUCAGGUCACAGCUGGGCAGCUGAGCCUGUCUGAACAGCUGUUCUUGAGUGACCAGUUAAGAAGUCUGAAGAAUAGGGCAAGGAAGACACAAAGGCAAAUUCAAAGUAAACUUCAUGAAGUAGAACAAAAGGCAGCUGUCUCCAGAGAGUUUGCUGAAGGAAUAGCUUCAUUGCAGCAGGAUCUUGAUGAUCUACAGGAUGGUGAAAUGAACCUGAAAGAUGAUGAAUUAGUAGGUGCCAAGCAGGGACUGAAGGACAAAUGCAAAGCACUGAAAGAAAAAGUGUUUGCUUUUCAGUCAAAUUUGUCACAAGUAAUGAAGUACCAGGAAAUAUUUGAAUGUGUAGGUCUGAAAUGGGACUCACUGCAGCUGGAUGAAUUGCAAACUAAAUUUUGUAAAAUUAAAAAUAAAAUUAAAGGGAAAAUAAUACACUUGGAAAAUAUUGUUAGGGAAUGGGAUAAGAUUCAAGGAUUGCUAAAUGAAAUCCAAACUGUGACAUCCAGUGUAAGAAAAGAAGCUAAUAUCCUAAAUGAUAGCUCCAGCUCUUCUCCUGCUGAGAAUGUCAUAUCUGCACAGAUUCUAUUGCAGGCAGUUCAACAAAUCUUGUACUUAACCCAGGAGGCAGCAAAUCAAAUUAACAAAAAUGAGAUCUUUGAUACAUCAUUCAAAGAAUCUAAGAGGAAAGAAAUAAAGAGCCUGGAGAAAAAUGUUGAGGAAUUAAAAGAGUUUCUUCAGAACUUGGUCUCUGGGCUACAAAGUGUAAACAAGGAAGGUAGCCAAAAUGAAGUACAAAAUAUAUGCCACAUCAUAAAGCAUAUUCAAUUAGAGCUCCAGCAGCCACUUGUGAUAGACCUCAAUACAAUGCAGGAUGAAAAGCUGCGAUGGGAAGCAAUUCAGAAUAUGAUGGAAGGAAAGUUUUCUGCUCUUAAAUGUAUCAUGGAGAAAGAGAGGGAAAAAGAAGAAGAAAAAUCUCCUGCUGCUGCUGCAGAAGUAGAGACACUGCAAGGCCAUGAAGCACAACUGAAGGCAGACAUUGCUGCCCGUGUUAAUGCCCUGGAGGAGGCAUGUAGGGCUGGUGAGCUCUAUACCAAGGCCCUUCAGAGGGCUGCCAGGUUGCUCGAGGACUGUGAAGCUCCAGCCCAGGCUGCUGCAGAGCUCUGUAGCUCGGUGGAGAUCUGUCAGACUCCACACUGGAAAGAGGAAGAGUUCAACUCUGCAAAGGCUGACCUAGAAAACCUGCACUCCAAGCUGAAAAACCUAGUGAAGCCAGAAGACAAAGUAUGUCUGGAAAAUGCUUUAAGAGAUCUAGUGGAGAAGAGUUUGGCAUUAAGGAAGAAGGCUCAAAGAAAGGAAGCUGAUGAACAAAGAUAUUUUGAAAAAAACAAAAGCUACACAGAAACCAAAGAUAAAGUGUGUGAUAAUCUUAAGAAACUAGAAAAGAUGCUUAGACAGUCUCUGUCUAGGAUUCCAUUGUCUUAUAAGGAAGCUUUGGAGCAUUUGGAAGAAAGCAAGAUUUUAGUCUCUAGCAUUGACUCUGCUGAAGAGGAUCUCAUGAAGCUGAGGCAGAUCUCUGGAGAGAUGCUGAGGUUAUGCAGAGGAAGUGACAGGGCUCUGGGCAGGAUUGUAAAAGUGCUGUGGGAAAACUGGCUGGGUUUGCUUGAGGCAGCCAAAGGGCUGGAAAUUACCUGUGAAGAGCUAAAGCAGGAAUGGAAAUUCAUCAAUGAAGAGCUGGAACGAGAAGCAAUAAUUCUUGAUAAGCUCCAGGAAGAACAGCCAGAAAGCCUUAAAGAGAAGGAAAAGGCCACCAGAGAGGAACUAGUGGAGUUACUUGAUUUUGUGAACUCAUUUGAAGAAAACAUCAACCAGCAGCAGCUCCUCUUACUCUUGCUUCUUCACCGGAUAAGAAACAUCCUGAAUACACCUGAAAAUGCUGAGGGAGAAGCUGCCCUUCCUGCCUUGUGUGAGAUAAAGGCAAUGCAAGAACGCUGUAAAAAGUUGUACAAAAAAGCUCAAGACCAUAAAGAUUCUGUGAAAGCUGAGAUUCAAGAGAGGAACAAGGUCACUGAAGAAAUAAGUGCUGUGACAAAUGCAUUACAGAAUGCUGCAUCUGUGUUACUGCAGGAUGCUGAUGGAAAGGCAGAACAGCUGGAGGAGCUUCAGAGUGUGAUUGGUAGAGAGAGCCAAGCUCUGGAGGAUAUCAUGGAGAAACUUCGGAUCAAGUAUUCUGAAAUGUACACAAUAGUCCCUGCAGAGAUCGAAACACAGCUGGAGGACUGCAAGAAACUACUGCAAGACCUAGAAGAGAAGGUUAGCUCUGAAAUCUUGCAGAACUCUCCUCAGUAUGUGCUGAAAAGAAAAGCAGAAACUAUUAACAAUGGCCUUCAAGCUAUUGAAAAGAUGUUACAACAGAAGAGUGAAAACAUUGGAAAAGCCAAAGAAGUUCAGAAGCAAAUUUGGGAUAUGCUGGACCUUUGGCAUUACAAACUCAAUGAGCUGGAUGCAGAAGUGCAGGAUAUAGUGGAGCAGAACUCCUGCCAGGCUCAGGAGUUGAUGGAUAUCCUGGUGGCCCCCCUGCAGCAGUACCAGCAGGUCUCACAGCGUGCUGAGCGCAGAACUGCCAUUCUCAACAAGGCCACCAACAAGAUGGAAGAAUAUGAGGAGCACCUGAAGAAUGUGAAAGAUUGGAUAGAAAGCACCAACAGUUUGCUAAGAGCUGAUGCUCAGCACGACUCUGCAAAAAGCUUACACAAGCAUACUGAUGAGCUCCAGAUGGCUUUGGAAGACUCAGAGCAAAAGCAAAAUCUUCUGCAAGGUAUCUUCAUGGAGCUGGAGGAGCUGUCACCUGUCUUUGAAACUGAGAGUGUAAUGCAGCAGCUGAAUGAAAUGGAUGUUCAAGUAGCAACUUUACAGCAUGAGAUAGCAGAGAUCCUUCCACAAAUCCUGCAUGUGGCUGAUGAGUUGGAUGCCAUCGAAUCUCACGUGAGUGUUUGAGAAGGAUGUUGCAGAAAAGUGUUUGAGAAGGAUGUUGCAGAAAUGAAGACAAUCCUGUCAUCAAAAGAUCUGUUAGAAUUUUCUCCUAAAGACCAACUUAAACAUGGACAGGUUAUACUUGAGCAUGUUGGUCCCAUGCAGAAAACUAUUGUUCGUAUACAGUCCUAUGAAGAUGCUCUUCAGGUGCCAGGGCUGAAAAUGCAGCCUUUCUCAGUCUUCCAAAGAGCAAGACAACUCUUGAGAGAAUUGAAGAAAUUAGAAAAAAUUACCAAGGAACAAAAUGAGCUACUGGAGGAAACUGUAAAGAAAACAGAAGAAUGUGAGGAAGAAAUUGAAAAGUUGAAACAACUCCUAAAGAACCAUUUGGUCGAAAUAUCACAUGAAGAUCAACCACAGGCUCAGAAGACUCCUUGUCCAGAGGGAGAGAUGGAAGCUGUAAAAGAAGAAAUCAUAAAGCUGUGCCAAAGAAAGGAAGAUUUCCUUACCGGGAUGAAGAAUUCCAUGUCUGAGCUUCACCAGCGCCUACAGCAAGAAGUGCCUGAAGCAGCAGAUGAACCUCCAGCCUCUGUAUUGGCACAGAGUGACCUGAUUGGGACUGAUGUUUCUGGUCAGCAGUUGAAAAAAAGAGGAGUGAUAUCUCUUCUACCUUCCUUAGAUGAAGAAUCAGAAGACUGUUCUUUACACAGCAAGGGAAGUACAGCCACAGAGAAAGAUGCAACCUUUUGGCCUUCAGAAAGAGGUGAUGGAAGACUCAAGGAAGACAGUGCAACCUCCUGGUCUUCUGGUACCUUGUCAGAUGGCAUUGUUCAGGAUGAGGAUGUUAUAACUGAAUCACACAGUAAACAUGAUGAAGAAACAUCUCCACAAACUUUGGAGGGCACUGAAGGUCCUGGCACAGGCAGUCUGGCUAUGAGCCACCAGCCGCCUCCAGUCCCCAACGCCGCCCUGGGCUCGCCGACAGCGCUGGAUGGAGCCAGGCUCGAGCCAGAAUCCAUCCUCCUGGUGUGCCAGGCCCAGGUGGCAGAGCUGGAACAAUGGCUAGACAAAACUAAAAUGUCCCUGAGGUCAGACCCUCAGACCCCCCAAAGGCAGCAGAUGGUGGAGCCGCAGCUUGCUGAUUGCCAGGUGAGGUUAUCAGAGAUUGAACAAAAGGUCCUUUCUUUACUGGAAGAUUGUGGAGAUAGUGCAGACUACCAACAAAAGACAGAGGCUCUUUCCCUGAAGCUGAAGGAGGUGAAGCGCAAUUUGGAAAAUGUCCAGAUGAUGCUUCAAGACAAGUACAGUGAAGAGCAGGUUCCCAGCAGGGAGAGGAUUGACCCAGAGCCCCUGGAGAUCCUGCACUCCGAUGGUUUCAGCACAUCCCAGCUGCCCCUUGCCCAACAGCCCUGGCACAACGGGCUCCAGCAGCCACAGGACCUGAAAUUAAAAGCAGCUGAGCAGAAAAGCCUCAUUGACUUUAUUGAGUCGUGCGUGGAAAAAAUGCAGCCACAGCUUGAGGACAGCGUGACUCCACAAUCAGAGUCCAGCAAUGGAGAAUCUGACUCAAAGAGCAAGCAGGCUGAUGCCACCUUAGCUCCAAAGGAUCACAUGGGUAAUAAAUGGCAAUAUUUACAACAGGAGCUGUCAUCAAAGAUGAAAUCUCCUCCCUGCCAGCUUGUGGAACCUCAGAUCACAGCAAAGAUGAACAUGUUGCCUCGAGGCACAUUCUCAGGUGCAGGAACCCCAACUGUGGAAGAGCUGAAAACUUACACUGUCCAGCUGGGAGACCUGAGCCAGGAAGCAAAUGUGGUGCAUGCACAGGAUAAUGUGGCAGAGGAAGUCUCUUCCAAUUUGGACAGAAAAUUGUUUGAGUUACUUCUGGCAAUCAGCCGGUGUUUGAAUAACAUGGAGGAGAUGCUGAACACCUCCGUGCUCUCCACUGAAGAGGCAGCUGUGCAGCAGGCUCUCUAUGAGACUCUGUCUGUGGAGCUGCAAAAACUUCAUGCUGAUCUGAGUGAUAAAAAGGAUGAUCUCCUGAAGUCCAUCAGCUGCGCUGGUGGGAGCACAGAUGUGUUCUGCGAGUGCUUUAACAACUUGCAGGCGCGGCUGGAACAAACUCAAGCUGCCACUGCCUCAAGGAGCAGCUCCAUGAAAGCUGGGCUGGAUCAUAAUAGCAAUUACCUGAAUCAAACCAGGCUACUCUAUGAUCAGUUAACUGAGAAAAAAGCUGCUCUGCAACAAUGCUUGAAUGAACUACGUGGACAUAAUGUUUCUGAACAGCUUGAGUUAUGCCAUGUUUUGUCCAUGUUACCUAUCACCUUAAUCCAGGAAGCUUAUAAAUUAGAGGAUGUUCUGGAUGACAUGUGGGGGAUUCUGAAAGCAAAGUAUGUGGAGCUGAACUCCCCUUCCAUCAGUGAAGCCAUGUGGGGGAUUCUGAAAGCAAAGUAUGUGGAGCUGAACUCCCCUUCCAUCAGUGAAAGCCAGUAUGAGGACUUGCUUCAUGGGUUUGCAGAGCUGGUAGCUAUUGGAAGAGAGAAGAUGGCACAAGAUCCAAAGCACCUAACAAAAAGCAGAGCAGCCCUGCAGUCUCACCUGAAAAAUCACAAGGAUUUUUUCUGCAACCUCAUGACACGCAUGGCUUACAUGGAAGCAUUUUCCAAGAGAGUGACUCCUUCUGUCCUGCAAAAGAGAGAGGAAUUCUGGAGAGAGCUGGUGAAUGAAGUCAAAUUGCUGGAGAAGAAGGCUUGCCAGUAUGGUAUACACUUAGAGAGCCUGCUGAAGGAUUGGAUGGUAUUUGAUGAGGAAUGCCUAGUUUUCAAUAAGGAGUUAGAAGCACUUGCCUCUGCAUUGCCUUCUGUCAGUUUGGUUGAAGAAACUGAAGAAAGAUUAUUGGAAAGGAUUGCACUUCUAGAGAAAAUCAAAAGUAGUGUUGAUGAAAAGCAUGCCAAGCUGUACCAGAUGGUGAAAGAAGGGAAGAAAUUGCUGACUGCUGUGAGCUGCCCAGAAAUAAGAAGCCAGAUUGGGAAGCUGGAAGAGCAGUGGCUGUCUUUAACCAAAAAAGUUGGCCAUGAGCUACACCGACUUCAAACAUUACUGAAACUCCUGGUCAGCUACAACAGAGACUCAGAGGAAUUGAUGAAAUGGUUGGAUUCUGCUCAGCAGAGAAUGAAUUUUUGGAAGGAGCAGUCUCUCAAUGUGUCACAAGAUCUUGCCACCAUCAGGGACAAUAUCAGCAGCUUGUUUACAUUUUCUAAGGAGGUUGAUGAAAAAUCUUCCCUGAAGUCAUCAGUGGUGAGCACUGCCAGCCAGCUCCUCCACGUGAAGCAAGCUGAUACUGCAGCACUUAGGUCAUCUUUGGCAAAGUUUGAGCAAAAAUGGGGAGAACUGAUUACACAGCUCCCAGCCAUCCAAGAAAAGCUUCACCAGCUUCAGAUGGAAAAGCUUUCAUCACGAGAAGCUAUUGCUGAACUAAUGGCCUGGCUGGACCAUGUGGAACAACAGCAGGAACGUGAGGAGCCAAUAAAUUCACAACACGGUGCUGCUCAAGUCAAGACCCUCCUUCAGAAGUACAAGGAGUACAUGAUGGAAAUGAACUUUAAGCAGUGGAUGGUAGACUUUGUUAACCAGUCCCUGCUGCAGAUGAGCACCUGUGACGUGGAGAGCAAGCGCUACGAAAGGACGGAGUUUGCCGAGUGCCUGGGCGAGAUGAACCUGCGGUGGCACCGCCUGCAGGCGUCCCUCAACAGAAAGAUCCAAGACCUGGAACAUAUUUUAGAGGAUAUUACUGAGAAUGAGAACAAAGCCCAGACUCUGUACAACUGGCUGGAAGCUCAGAGUGAUCGACUGAGAUCCUUACAGACCCCAGCAAGUCUGAUCUCUGCACAGAACACCUUAGAUGAUUGCAAGGAGCUAGAAAAUCAACUCACGGCUAAAUCCAAAGCUCUUGAUGAGCUCAAGGAAAGUUUGGCUUCGAAUGGUAGUGCAGAACAAGCCCCAGAAGCUCAGUCUCUCAGGAUAGCUGAGCUGUGUGAAAUGAAGGACAGCAUUGUAAACCAGGUUGCACAGCUAAAGGCCUCAAUGGAGUCAGUACUGGAGCAGUGGAGAGCAUAUGAUGAAAUUUAUGCAGAAGUCAACUUGAUGACAACAAGAUAUUUGUACUGCAUAGACCAGUGCAAACCUUCCGGGGAAGAAACUUCAUUGGAAGCUUUGAAAAAACAGGUCAAAACUCUCCAGGCUCUUCAAGACGAAUCAGAGAACAGUGAAGAAAGUUGGGCCAAGCUCCAGGCUGCUGCCAGUAACCUGAAGAAGAACUGCUCCCCCUCCUUUGCAGAGAUUAUUGACCAGAAGUGCACAGAGGCACACACUAGGUGGAACUCAGUAAAUGAAGACAUCACAGAUCAGCUGCGGGCAGCACAGGCAGCUCUGCAGCUCUGGGAGCCCUUUGAUGCUUUGUGCACUGAGACAGCAGCCAAGUUACAGCAGUACAGCCAGCAGUGCGCUCAGCUCUUGGAUGCUCGUGUGCCUGAGGAGAACACGAUAGAAACCCUGGAGCAGAGGAUACAGGAGAUGAAGAAUUUACAGCAUGGCCUUCAGAACAUCGCAGGAUGCCGAACCCAGAUUUAUCUGCAGGCUGACAGGAUAAAACAGCAGGCUGGGACAGCUGCUGAAGCCGUUCUGCUGGAGAAGCUGCAGCCAUUCCAGAGAGCAACCUAUUUGGAAAAGAUGUUGCAGAGGAAGUUGGAUGAACUUCAGUUCAAUCUCUUACAACUGGAGGAUUUCAACAACUGCCUGGAAACGCUGGAGGGUCGUGUCAAGAAUUGCACAGACACCUUUGAUAGCCUCUGUCUAGGGGAAGGAGACAACUCAGAAUUGCUCAUGAAUCAGACACUGGAGCUUGCUGCACUUUCUCCAAGCAUAGAGAGUUUGAAUGAAGCAAGCAUAAAGCUGCCACUCAGUGACUUCACCCUGAAGAAAAUGCAGAGCCUGACUCGGCAGUGGAGUCAGAAAACAGCAGCUGCUCUGGAAUGUUGCAGUAUGCUUGAGGGAACACAAAAUGAUGAGAAGAAAUUCUUUCAGAAAUGUGAAAAGUGGAUGAAAUUCCUAGAAAAAAUGAAAGAAGCCUUAAAAACAGAUAUUCCAGGAAACUUUGAAGAACUGCAAGAGCAACAGAGAGUAUAUGAGAUGCUGCAGACUGAGAUUUCCAUAAAUCAGCAGAUAUUUAAUUCUAUUAUAGAAAAAGUUCUACUCUCCUUGGAAUCUGGAGAAGCAGAGAAAAGGACAGAGUUUAUUUCCAAGCUCACGUUGCUGAAAGAGCAGUGGCAGAAUGUUAUCCGGAUGGUUCAGCAGAGGAAGAAAGAUAUCGAUGGACUCGUGAGCCAGUGGCAGCUCUUCAGGAGUUCCCUGCAGAGCCUCAACAGAUUCCUUGAUGAUACAAACAGCUUCCUCACAGCUGUGAAGAGCCAGGACUGUUACAGCCUUUAUCAGCUUAGAAAUGUCAUUCAUGAUUUCAAGAGUAAGGCAGUGAUCCUUCAGAGGUGGCAAGCCAUGUACACCUUGGUCAUCGAUGUUGGUGAGAAGCUGCGCACUGUCUCCGAUCCUGACACCAGCGCUGCUCUCCAGGAGGAGCUCAGCCAGUUACAGCAGCGCUGGGGGAAAACCCAGGCCCUGCUGGAGAAGAAGAAGAUGCAGUUCAGUGGCACCCUACAGACUUGUGACCGCUUUGAAAAGCAAACCAAGGAACUGGAAAGCAGACUGCAAGAGCUAAAAGAGAAAAUAAAAGAUCCACUCCCUGUUGAACAUGAAGAGCUCCACAAAGCCAAGGAACAUAUUAAGGAGCUGGAGCAGUCGCUGGCAGACUGGGCCCACGACAUGAAGGAGCUGCAGGCCAUGAAGGCGGAGCUGGCACACCUCAUCCUCACCGAGGACAUGAUGGUGCUCAAGGAGCAAGUGGAGCAUCUGCACAGGCAGUGGGAAGAGCUCUGCUUGCGGGUGUCCCUGCGGAAGCAGGAAAUCGAGGAUAGGCUCAAUGCCUGGAUCGUGUUCAAUGAGAAGAAUAAGGAGCUGUGCUCCUGGCUGGUACAAAUGGAAAGCAAGGUGUUGCAGACUGCAGAUGUUAGCAUUGAAGACAUGAUAGACAAAUUGCAGAAGGACUGCAUGGAAGAAAUAAACCUGUUCAGUGAAAAUAAGCUUCACUUGAAACAAAUGGGUGAUCAGCUAAUCAAGGCUAGCAACAAGAGCCGAGUUGCAGAAAUAGAUGAUAAACUCAACAAAAUCAAUGAUCGCUGGCAGCACCUCUUCGAUGUCAUUGGAGCACGGGUGAAGAAACUGAAGGAAACAUUUGCUUUUAUACAACUAUUGGACAAAAACAUGAGUAACCUUCGCACCUGGUUGGCCCGGAUUGAGUCUGAGCUUUCCAAGCCUGUUGUUUAUGACAUCUGUGAUGACCAAGAAAUCCAGAAGAGACUGGCAGAACAGCAGGACCUGCAGAGAGACAUAGAGCAGCACACGGCGGGCGUGGAGUCCGUGUUUAACAUCUGUGAAGUCCUGCUACACGACUCAGAUGCGUGUGCCAAUGAGACAGAGUGUGACUCCAUCCAACAAACCACCAGGAGCUUGGACAGACGGUGGAGAAACAUCUGUGCCAUGUCCAUGGAAAGGCGAAUGAAAAUUGAGGAAACCUGGCGUCUGUGGCAGAGAUUUUUGGAUGAUUAUUCUCGCUUUGAAGAUUGGCUAAAAGCAUCUGAAAAUAUAGCAGCUAGGCCUAAUUCUUCAGAGGUCUUGUACACACAUGCAAAAGAGGAACUGAAGAAAUUUGAGGCGUUCCAGCGGCAGAUCCACGAGCGCCUCACGCAGCUGGAGCUGAUCAAUAAGCAGUACCGGCGCCUGGCCCGCGAGAACCGCACCGACUCGGCCAGCAAGCUCAAACAGAUGGUGCACGAGGGGAACCAGCGCUGGGAUAACCUCCAGAAACGAGUCGCUUCCAUUCUCAGGAGACUCAAGCACUUCACCAACCGGAGAGAUGAGUUUGAGGGGACGAGGGAAAGCAUCCUUGUCUGGCUCACAGAAAUGGACCUACAGCUGACAAAUGUGGAGCACUUCUCAAAAAGUAACUUCGAUGACAAAAUGCGCCAAUUAAAUGGUUUCCAACAGGAAAUAACGUUAAACACCAAUAAGAUUGAUCAGCUAAUCGUUUUUGGGGAGCAGCUGAUUCAGAAGAGCGAGCCUUUGGAUGCCAUCCUGAUUGAAGAUGAAUUGGAAGAACUUCAUCGAUACUGUCAGGAGGUGUUUGGGCGAGUUGCUCGGUUCCAUCAAAGACUGACUUCAAGGGAUCCUGGAUUGGAUGAUGAAAAAGAUAACUCUGAAAAUGAGACAGAUCAAGAAGACUCCAGAGAAAUCCAGAAUGAUCCCUGGCAUAAGAAAGCCAUCACUGAGGGGCCCUCAUCGACACAGUCCCUUUGCCACCUUAUGCCCCCGACUCAGGGCCAUGAGAGAUCAGGCUGUGAGACCCCUGUCAGCGUUGACUCCAUCCCACUUGAGUGGGAUCACACAGGUGAUGUGGGAGGUUCUUCCUCUCAUGAAGAUGAUGAAGAAGCAACAUACUACAGUGCUCUGUCAGAUGUAGAAAUCACUGAAAACCCUGAGGCAUAUCUUAAAAUGACCACAAAAACUUUGAAAGCAUCUUCUGGAAAGUCUGUUUCAGAAGCUCAUCCUUGGCAUUCUCCAGGUAGCCCAGUCUGCAGGAAACACAGAUAUAACCAGGCAGAGAUGGUUGGAAAUGUGUUAUCUGGACCAGAGACGAGUACUCCCUAUAAACCAGACUAUGUGAAGCAGCUCAGCUCUGCAAGCAGCAGCAGCAGCAAGGAGAAAAUUCCGUCUGCCAACAUGAGUGAUGAGGAACCCCAAGAUGAGCAAGAACUUGUGAAUAUAGCAGCAGCAGAAAAGCAGUCAGGCAUUAUUGAUAGGUGGGAGCUCAUCCAAGCUCAAGACCUCAGAAAUAAACUUAGGAUGAAACAGAAAUUGCAGCAGUGGCAGCAGCUGGACUCAGAUCUCAGUGACAUCUCUGCUUGGCUUGAUAAAACUGAGCAAGAGCUGGAAGAGCUGCAAAAGGUGAAGCAUCCAACCAGUAUGCAGGCAUUGGAACAAAAGGUCAAGACACUGAAAGACAUGCUUAAAGCAUUUGACAACUACAAAGCAGUGUUGCUUUCUGCUAACCUGAGCAGCAAAGAAUUCCAGAAAGCAGACAGCACAGAGUUCAAGGAGCUGCAGAACAGGCUUCGGAAAGUCAACUUGCACUGGGAGAAAGCAACUCGUGCCCUGGACACCUGGAGGAAGGGCUUACAGCAAGCCUUGCUGCACUGCCAGGAUUUCCAUGACCAGAGCCAAAAGCUAAUCCUGUGGUUAGCAAGUGCUGAAAGCCGGAGGAAUGAAGCACAAAUCACAGAUCCCAAUGCUGAUCUCAAUACAAUACUGGAAUGCCAGAAGGAGCUAAUGCAACUGGAGAAAGAGCUGCUGGAGCAACAGCUUAAUGUAAACUCCCUUCAAGAGCUCACUGCUUACCUGCUGCUGAAAUCAGAUGGUGAUUACAUUGAAGAGGAAGAGAAGGUCCAUGUAAUUGGAACAAAACUGAAACAGCUGAUUGAACAAGUCUCUCAUGACUUAAAAACAAUACAAGGGAAUCUGGAUACCAAAACAUUCCUGCUAGUUCCAGAUGACUUGGACUCAGGAGUCUAUAAUCCAGAAGAAGAGAAAUCCAGCCCUGCUGUGAGGAAGGUGGCUCUCAGGAGAACUGCUGAUGGCAGGAAUGGCAGCAACACAAGGAGUGAAAGCCAUCCACAGCCUGUGCAGGCAAACCCUCGGUCUCCCUCUUUCUUCUACCGAGUCUUACGAGCAGCUUUACCUCUCCAGUUGUUCUUCCUGCUGCUUUUGCUCCUGGCUUGCAUGAUCCCCUCCUCUGAGGAAGAUUACAGCUGCACCCAGGCCAACAACUUCGCCCGCUCCUUCUACCCCAUGCUGCGCUACACCAACGGGCCCCCCCCGACCUAGGACACCCUGCAGUCACACCAAAACGCUCUUGGGUGGUGCUUUUUUCUCCCAUGCUGCUCCAGCAUCAAUCAAGCAGCGAGAUUCACAUCUCAAAAUGUAUAUCUUGACAAAAUUUCAGCAUUUUUGUACGGAAAACAAAACUUUUUCUAUAGAUUUUUUUUAAACUGUAAGCAACACACUUUAUACUUUGAUGCAAUAGAUACACUAUUUUAUAGGGGCAGUGCUCUUAAGCUAGCAAGGUGUUUGGAUACUGAGUUCUUAGAUGCAGAAACGACAUCACAGUAAUCUUAAACAUAGCAGUCUGUCUUGGGUUAGCACAACAAGCAGGUGAAGAGGGACUUCAUUUAACACAAUUUCUGCACACACUUCACAUUACUUGUAUCUUUUGGUACUGUAGUCACUUGGUGGAAACAAAAAUUGCAUAUUUUUGAAUCUUUGUUAUUGUAUUUUAUUCAUCUAUCAUGUUCAAUAUCAUGAUGCACAUUUGUUUUGUUUGACAUAAAGUGUUCUAGUGGUUAGGACUGCUGUGUUGUCUUUUUAUACCACCUUUGAAAUAAGGAAUUGCUGCAUUGCAUGGAAAUGGUUUAUAAUGCACAUAUUUUCUAGAUGAACAUGAUUAUGUAGACUAUCCCUGAUGUAUACAAAUAGUGCACUGACUUUUUUAAUGAAAGUUUCUUUUUUUUUCAGUUUUUAACCUGCUGAAUAGUGUACAGUACCCUGGGAGAGAAUUGUGCAUUUUUAUAAGCUUUGUUUUUAAAAUGAAACUGGUGUGUGGGCAGUGGCUGGAGAAACACUGUGUACAGUCAGCAUUGCCACUGCCCCUCGGUUGUACAGUUUGAGUACUGUCAUUAAAAUUUUGCCAAUGUCUGCA
Cyanistes caeruleus (blue tit) is the source of this 21980-nucleotide messenger RNA. The record is from RefSeq and is a predicted model, not a curated record. Lineage: Eukaryota; Metazoa; Chordata; Aves; Passeriformes; Paridae.